Messenger RNA from Acytostelium subglobosum LB1, 2199 nucleotides. RefSeq lists its product as hypothetical. Bases 1 to 2199 code for a protein of 732 amino acids. The record is from RefSeq and is a predicted model, not a curated record. Lineage: Eukaryota; Evosea; Eumycetozoa; Acytosteliales; Acytosteliaceae. Gene Ontology annotation, biological process: cell adhesion; proteolysis. The transcript is spliced from 2 exons. Gene Ontology annotation, molecular function: metalloendopeptidase activity. Gene Ontology annotation, cellular component: membrane; cytoplasm.
AUGUUGGAGGAGAAGCUGUCAGCGGCAUCAUCAUCUUCAUUGUUCUCAUCAGAUAGUGUCAGUGGAAUGAUGGAUGGCUUGCGUAGUAAAUUGGUCAGUUCAUUCUCUGCUUCAAAGGCAUUGGCCAUGGACGUACUGGGCGACACAUCAAUCGAUUCACCUGCUUCUUCUGCUGGAAAUGACACAUCAUCACAACAGGGCAGUGGAGUUCAGCCAAAUUCAUGGCCACCUCCACCCUCAACCGGAAACAAUGGAUCAACUCCUCCUCGAUGGACAAUCGAUCCAACACGUCCUACAACAUUCCCCUUGCCACCAACACCUCAAACACCCAAUGCAAAGCUGCAUGUCAAGGGCUGGAACUACAUCAGAGUGCGCACCGACAUGAGCUUCUUCAACACAUCGGCGUCGAGCUCACAAGAGUGCAGCAAGGAGGGCGACCUGAUACCAGUGGGCAUCAACGACACGAGCCGUUCAUGGCCCAUCUGCAAUCAGACCGUCAGGUAUCGAUGCUACCUCAAUUGCUCGGCCAACGAUGUGGUCACGGCCGACGUGGCUCGCUUCGUCUUCAACGACGUAAUCCCAACAUCAUUGGCGAUCAUCGAGAGCAUCGUCAUGGUGCCAACGCGCGAUGGUCCUCUUCAAUUGAACCGCGACAUGCUUCGCAUGAGCAAGGGCAAGUGUGGACCCACUGUCCAGCUCAAUAGCACGUACGGCGAGAAGACCUUUGACGACACCGACCUGCUGCUCUUUGUCACUCUGCGGCCAAUCAUGAUGACCAGCGUCAUCGCCUUUGGCACGCCCUGCAACUUUGACUUUGACGACCACACCUAUGAUGGUCGCGUCAUCUUUGGCCGCCCCCUGGCCGGCUCAAUUAAUCUAUCCCCAAUGUACAUGAACAGCUUGAUGUCCGUGCCUGGCAAGUACGGCUUCCAAAAGGCUGUCCAAUCGACAGUGCAUGAGCUGAUCCACGUGCUGGGCUUCACACAGAACCUGUACACUAGCUUCCUGGAUAAGAAUGGAGUGCCACACGUUGACCCCAUCGUUGUGGAGAAGCAGACCGACACUGGUAUCAAUGGCCAGCCCAUCGAGCGAUUCUACACCAAGAUGAAGACGCCACACCUUGUCAAUGCCACUCAGAGGCACUUCAACUGUCCCUCUUGUGAUGGACUAGAAAUGGAGAACAAGGGAGCAAAGUUCUCUGAUCAAAUGGCCAAGUGUUCACAUUGGGACUCGAGGACAGCAUACUCAGAGUUGAUGAAUCCGACUCAAUCUUCACCAAUCAUGACGUUGUCUGUGCUCACAUUGGCAUUCUUGCAGGACAUGGGAUGGUACGUCGUGGACAUGAGGAUGGCACAGGAGUUUCACUGGGGCGAGAAUGAAGGCUGUCAGUUCCUCAAUGGACGCUGCGAGAAUUGGAAGGAUGGCAAGGAGAAGGGAUACUUCUGUGACAAUCGUCGUGCACCCCCACAGUGCACAGCAGACCUGCGCGGCAUUGGCAACUGCAACAUCAUGCAAAUGAAGGUCAACCUCAGCGACAUAUCACCCUACUACGUGCACUAUCCAAACCCCUAUCUAGGCGGCCCAAACGUCACUGACUACUGCGCCUUUAUCGAGAUGAACAUCGCACGCAUUGGUAGCCUAUGCACCGAUCACCAUUCAAUCUACAGUCGCUGUUUCAUGGUCAACACCACCCUGUCACCCAGCACGGGCAACAGCACAGUCAAUGGAACAUCGGUCAAUAGCAUGGACAACUUUAGGAAUGAGACAAGCCAGGUGGCCCCACGCUGUUACGAGACCAAAUGUGAAGGCGAAGCGUUGUUCGUUCGACUGAUAGGCUCAGAGUAUGUCGCCUGUCCGAGCGGCGCCGUCAUUCAGGACGGUUCCAACUCAACGGUGACAUGUCCGAUGAAUAACCUGGUCUGUGGCCGUCCAAUGGCCGUGGACAUUGUCGUUCCACAUGGUAGUCUACUAGUCGACAGUAAGCGCGAGUUCCCAGUCUUUGUUAUUCCAGUGUCGAUUGCAGGUGGCGUGGUGGUCGUUGCCGCGGUGGUCGGUGGCCUCCUAUUCAAGAAGUAUGUUUUGCGUGGACCCAAGACUGCACAGGCUGUUGCAUCAUCGUCCACAGCCAGUAGUCCCAAUGGUGGAGGUGCAAUGGAUGUGCUUCCAACUACUACUAGCAGUACAUCAACAAAUGUUUGA